GGCCUCCUGCCCUGGGCGGCCGCCCAAUCAGCGGGCGCCCCCAGCCCGGCCUGCCCCUCCCCCUGUGGUGACAGAAAGUCAGCCCAGCAGAUGAGGAAGUGGCAGGCAGGCCGGCUGGCCCCGGGGACGUCUCUCUGCCCCAGCUCAUUCCGAGCCCUCUGCUGUUGCCCGCCUGGCCCCUCGCUGAGUCCUUAGCCAGGAUGGAGGCUGUUGUGAACUUGUACCACAGGAUGAUAAAGCAUGCAGAUCCCCGGGUCCAGGGCUACCCUCUGAUGGGGUCCCCCCUGUUAAUGACCUCCAUCCUUCUGACCUAUGUGUACUUCGUUCUCUCACUUGGGCCUCGAAUCAUGGCCAAUCGGAAACCCUUCCAGCUCCGUGGUUUCAUGAUUGUCUACAACUUUUCACUGGUGGCACUCUCCUUCUACAUUGUCUAUGAGUUCCUGAUGUCUGGUUGGCUGAGUACCUAUACCUGGCGCUGUGACCCUGUGGACUAUUCCAAUAGCCCUGAGGCACUUAGGAUGGUUCGAGUGGCCUGGCUUUUCCUCUUCUCCAAGUUCAUUGAGCUGAUGGACACAGUCAUCUUUAUUCUCCGGAAGAAGGAUGGGCAGGUGACCUUCCUGCAUGUCUUCCAUCACUCAGUGCUUCCCUGGAGCUGGUGGUGGGGUGUAAAGAUUGCCCCAGGAGGAAUGGGCUCUUUCCAUGCCAUGAUUAACUCCUCUGUGCACGUUGUCAUGUACCUGUACUAUGGGUUAUCUGCCCUAGGCCCUGUGGCUCAGCCCUACCUUUGGUGGAAAAAGCACAUGACAGCCAUCCAACUGAUCCAGUUUGUCCUGGUCUCACUGCACAUCUCCCAGUACUACUUCAUGCCUAGUUGUAACUACCAGUACCCGGUAAUUAUUCACCUCAUCUGGAUGUAUGGCACUAUCUUCUUUGUGCUGUUCUCCAAUUUCUGGUAUCACUCUUACACCAAAGGCAAGCGGCUGCCCCGUGCACUUCAGCAAAAUGGAGCUCCAGGUGUUGCCAAGGUUAAGGCCAACUGAGAAACAUGGCCUAGAUAGGCGCCCACCUAAGUGCCUCAGGACUGCACCUUGGGCAGCAUCUGUCAGUACCCUCCCUGCCUACACCUGUGACCAGGGUUUAUGUGGUCAGGAUUGAGCAGGGGACUGGCCCUCUCCUCUCCACAGCUGGUCUACAGGGACCACUGCUUCCGUUUGUUCCUCACCUACUUCCUCUGGCCAGCUCCAGAGAUGUGGCCUUAUUGCCUUCUGCUGCUCCAGAGCUGGGGGCUAAAAGGGCUGGACGCUUACUUCCCCCUCUCUGCCUUAAACUUGGGAGAGGAGCACUCAGGGCUGGCCCCCACCGGGUCUUGUGGCCUUUUUCCUCACACUGAAGAGGUCAGCAAUAAUCUGUCACCAUGGACCCAGUCUCCCUCCUCCACCCCACACUGAAGCAGUAGCUUCUGGGCCAAAGGUCAUGGUGGGCGGGAGCCUGGGAAUACAGCCUGUGGAGGCUGCUUACUCACUUGUGUCUUAAUUAAAAGUGACAAGAGAAAACCA
This is a messenger RNA of Otolemur garnettii (small-eared galago), 1556 nucleotides long. It is a transcript of the gene ELOVL1, whose product is annotated as ELOVL fatty acid elongase 1. Gene Ontology annotation, cellular component: endoplasmic reticulum; endoplasmic reticulum membrane. Bases 201 to 1040 code for a protein of 279 amino acids. The transcript has 8 exons. The record is from RefSeq and is a predicted model, not a curated record. Gene Ontology annotation, biological process: fatty acid elongation, saturated fatty acid; fatty acid elongation, polyunsaturated fatty acid; very long-chain fatty acid biosynthetic process. Gene Ontology annotation, molecular function: fatty acid elongase activity. NCBI's taxonomy places the organism in Eukaryota, Metazoa, Chordata, Mammalia, Primates, Galagidae.